AUGGGAAACAAAAUAUCUACAGAAGAUCACAUCUUUCGUUUGAAAUUAAAAACUAAAGAACUAGAAAAAUUAUCAAAUAGAUCAGAACUAGAAGAAAAGAAACUAAUAACGGAUGUAAAAAAAGCAAUACAAGCAGGAAAAAUUGACAUCGCAAGAAUAUAUGCGGAGAAAUGCAUAAGAAAAAAAAAUGAAAAAAUUAAUUAUCUAAAUUUAAGUAAUAAACUAGAUGUCCUUGUAUCAAGAUUAGAAGGGGCCCACAGAUGUGCAUCGCUAGUUAAAGACGUCGGUGUUAUGAUUCCCUUAAUACAGAAAAUAAACGCAGAGACUAAUGCAGUUAAAAUAGGGAAUGAUAGUAUUAGUUCUGACCUAAUAAACGACACCGUUCAAACCUCCUCUGCUAUUAAUGCACCAACAGAAGAGGUGGAUGAAUUAAUAUCAAAAAUAGCAGAUGAACAUGCCAUUAAAUUAGAUGGACAAAUAGGCCCCGUUAGUUCUAUUAAUAAGCAUUUAGAAGAAAUAUCUAAUAUGAGUGAAAGAAUAAAAAAUUUAAAAUAA
This is a messenger RNA of Plasmodium malariae, 555 nucleotides long. It is a transcript of the gene VPS46, whose product is annotated as vacuolar protein sorting-associated protein 46, putative. Gene Ontology annotation, cellular component: ESCRT III complex; multivesicular body. Bases 1 to 555 code for a protein of 184 amino acids. The transcript has 7 exons. Gene Ontology annotation, biological process: endosome transport via multivesicular body sorting pathway; protein transport; late endosome to vacuole transport. Lineage: Eukaryota; Apicomplexa; Aconoidasida; Haemosporida; Plasmodiidae. The record is from RefSeq and is a predicted model, not a curated record.